GACUUUUGUGGAUAAUUAAUUUUACUUUAUUUAUUUAUUUAUAUUUUGGAGGUAAAGAGAUUCUCAGGAUACUUGGUUAUUCAGAACGGGUCCAUUCUUGGUCUGGAUCUGGCUCAUCUUCAAAUCUGAUUUAGAUCUGGUUCAGAUCAUCAUGCAGUCUGUGUUGAUCCUUGUUUGGAGUUUACACCUGGUCUGGACUUUUCCGAGCUCCACCCUGGAACCGUCCUCGGACCCUAUCUUAGACCCAUCCCCGGACUCCAUGGACCCAGGAGCAGAGCAGAACUUGGCCCCUGGCUGCCCCCCCUGCGACCCCCACCUCUGCCCUCCUGCUGUGGGCUGCCGGGCAGGGGUGGUGCAGGGGGUCUGUGGGUGUUGUGAGGAGUGUGGGAACAUUCUGGGACAGAGCUGUGACCCAGGACCCGAGCCGAGACUGCACGGACUUUGCGGCACCGGCAUGAGGUGUGCUGUGGAUCCUCGCCCUGGAGCGCGCUCAGCAGACGACCAGGAUGAGCUGCUGUGUGUGUGUGACCAGCAGGAGGCGCUGUGUGGCAGUGAUGGCAACACCUACAGGAACAGGUGUGAGUUCAGGGAGGCAGCCUUCUUCAAUCUUCUGCUCAGAGUCAAAGGGAAAGGACCCUGCAAAACGGUCCCCAUUAUAAAAGUGCCUCCGCAGACUCAGGUGAACAGUUCAGGCUCUCUGCUGCUGUUUUUGUGUGAGGUUUAUGCAUUUCCUGCGGCGACCGUCGAGUGGAGGAAGGAGGGCCAGGAGGGGUCGCUACCUGGAGACGACCCCCACCUCUCUGUACAGUCUAGGGGUGGGCCUCUGAAGUUUGAGCUCUCCAGUUGGCUACAGAUUGAGCGGGCAGGACUUCAGGACGCGGGGACCUAUCAGUGUGUCGCUCGAAAUAAACUGGGGACAGUGUCGGCAUCAGCCCAGCUACGAAUAAUGACACAAGAGGAUUUAUCGUCGUAUUUGGCCAACAGUAUCUCAGAGAUGAACCAGCUUUUGGACCAGGACUACGACCAGGACCUGUACUAAACAAGAGACCUCCUUCCUGCUGCUGUUUUUGCUCAACCAUGCCAUAAUGUUGUUUUUUCAUCAAAAACAUCCCUGAAGUUUCAUUCAUAUGUUAAGGGGUGGGUAGAGAAGUCAAAACUGUAUUUAAGUAAGAGUACCGUUACUACAAUAAUAUUAAUCAUGUAAAUGUACAAAGUGGU
Periophthalmus magnuspinnatus is the source of this 1218-nucleotide messenger RNA. Its product is annotated as kazal-type serine protease inhibitor domain-containing protein 1-like. The coding region runs from base 152 to 1039 and encodes 295 amino acids. Lineage: Eukaryota; Metazoa; Chordata; Actinopteri; Gobiiformes; Gobiidae. Gene Ontology annotation, molecular function: insulin-like growth factor binding. The record is from RefSeq and is a predicted model, not a curated record. Gene Ontology annotation, biological process: regulation of signal transduction; regulation of cell growth. Gene Ontology annotation, cellular component: extracellular region. The transcript has 7 exons.